AGGAAGUAUAAUCUCCUUUUGUUGUUAAUCCUAUUUUAGCUGUCAUUGAAACUUUUUCUAUAACAAAGCUCAAUUCUACAGCAGUGAGGGCUGAGUGGAGUUUUGUUUCUGGAGCUAGUCAUUAUACUGUCUAUUAUGAGUCAACCAGUAGCUCCUCAAGAAAGAAGAGACAAGUAGAGACAGGAAUGAGAGUAUUCCCAGGUGGUACUACUGAAGGUCUAAUAGGAGGAUUAGAUCCUAAUCUGAACUACUUGUUCUCUAUAUCUAUAUCAUAUAAUGUUAAUGGAAUUAUUUAUGAAGGAGAGAGGACUCAACCAAUACCACCAGUUACUUAUUCUACUGAAACAACUAUCAUGACUACUCCAUUGACUACUGUAUCAACUACUGUAUUAGUGAAUAAUGGAGGGAAUAUUGGAGUAAUAGUUGGUCCAAUUGUAGCUCUUACUGUAUUAUUAGUAUUGGCUAUAAUUAUAAUUAUUAUACUGGUACUGGUUAUGCACAUAAAAAGAACUAAUAUUAAUCAAAAAAGAAAAUCAGAUAAUGACAUUGUAAUGGAGUGCAGUCCAGCUUAUGCUACAGCUGAAUUUAAAACAAAUACUGCUGAUGAUAUACUAAUGAAGGAUAGUCCAGCAUACAGUACAGUGCAACAAACACAAUUAACUGUUGAGCCAGUGUAUGAUACAACUAAUAAUGAAUAUGAGACUCCUCUUCCACCACCUGCUGAAUAUGAAAUACCAACUGUAUAA
Molecule: messenger RNA, 746 nt
Organism: Amphimedon queenslandica
Lineage: Eukaryota; Metazoa; Porifera; Demospongiae; Haplosclerida; Niphatidae
Exons: 5
Coding region: 186-746 (186 amino acids)
Source: RefSeq, a predicted model, not a curated record